This is a messenger RNA of Ochotona curzoniae (black-lipped pika), 9266 nucleotides long. Its product is annotated as AP2-associated protein kinase 1. The transcript is spliced from 22 exons. Gene Ontology annotation, molecular function: ATP binding; protein kinase activity. Gene Ontology annotation, biological process: protein phosphorylation. The coding region runs from base 418 to 3300 and encodes 960 amino acids. The record is from RefSeq and is a predicted model, not a curated record. Lineage: Eukaryota; Metazoa; Chordata; Mammalia; Lagomorpha; Ochotonidae.
GUCUCCGCCGGGCGCUCGGGGGAUCAGCUGGCGGGCGGGCGGGCGCCGAACGCGGCCCGGCUCUCGCGGCCUCGCCGCCUCCUCUCCGCGACGCCUCCGCCUCCUCUCCUCUCCGCCCGGCGGCCGUGACAAUGUUGCGCGGCUGGUAGCUGGGCGCCGGCGGCCGAACCCUCUCAAGGCUAAACUUACACGAAUCGCUCUCGGGAGGAGGAGGAGCAGGAGGAGGAGGCGACCUGCGGCGCGACUGACACGCAUAUUCCGAUCGCAUCCUCCCUCGCCCCCGCCCCCACGGCCGGGCUCGGGUGGCUCCUCUGCGAGCUGAAAUCCGAGAAGAAAUCCUUGGAUCUGUUUUCUUGAAAAAAAAAAAAAAAUCCCGAAGCCGUCGGUCUUUUUGCUUUGCUGCUUCCUAUUUGCAAGAUGAAGAAGUUUUUCGACUCCCGGCGAGAGCAGGGCGGCUCUGGCCUGGGCUCGGGCUCCAGCGGAGGAGGGGGCAGCACUUCGGGCCUGGGCAGCGGCUACAUCGGAAGGGUCUUCGGCAUCGGGCGACAGCAGGUCACCGUGGACGAGGUGCUGGCGGAAGGUGGAUUUGCUAUUGUGUUCCUGGUGAGAACAAGCAAUGGGAUGAAGUGUGCCUUGAAACGCAUGUUUGUCAACAAUGAGCAUGACCUUCAGGUGUGCAAAAGAGAAAUCCAGAUAAUGAGGGACCUGUCAGGGCACAAGAACAUUGUGGGCUACAUUGAUUCUAGUAUCAACAAUGUGAGUAGCGGUGAUGUCUGGGAAGUUCUCAUUCUGAUGGACUUCUGUAGAGGAGGCCAGGUUGUGAACCUGAUGAACCAGCGUCUACAAACUGGUUUUACAGAGAAUGAAGUGCUCCAGAUAUUUUGUGAUACCUGUGAAGCUGUUGCCCGCCUGCAUCAAUGCAAAACUCCCAUCAUCCACCGCGACCUGAAGGUUGAAAAUAUCCUCUUGCAUGACCGAGGCCACUAUGUCCUGUGUGACUUUGGAAGCGCCACCAACAAAUUCCAGAAUCCACAAACUGAGGGAGUCAAUGCAGUAGAAGAUGAAAUUAAAAAAUACACAACACUGUCCUAUCGAGCACCAGAAAUGGUCAACCUGUACAGUGGCAAAAUCAUCACCACGAAGGCAGACAUUUGGGCUCUUGGAUGUUUGUUGUAUAAAUUAUGCUACUUCACUUUGCCAUUUGGGGAGAGUCAGGUGGCCAUUUGUGAUGGAAACUUCACAAUUCCUGAUAAUUCUCGAUAUUCUCAAGACAUGCACUGCCUAAUUAGGUAUAUGUUGGAGCCAGACCCUGACAAAAGGCCAGAUAUUUACCAGGUCUCCUACUUCUCUUUUAAGCUACUCAAGAAAGAAUGCCCAAUUCAAAAUGUGCAGAACUCUCCCAUUCCUGCAAAGCUUCCUGAACCAGUGAAAGCCAGUGAGGCAGCUGCAAAAAAGACCCAGCCAAAGGCCAGACUGACAGAUCCCAUUCCCACCACAGAGACUUCCAUUGCACCCCGCCAGAGGCCUAAAGCUGGGCAGACUCAGGCAAAUCCAGGAAUCCUUCCUAUCCAACCAGCGCUGACUCCUCGUAAGAGGGCCACAGUUCAACCCCCACCUCAGGUUGCAGGAUCCAGCAAUCAGCCGGGCCUCUUGGCCAGUGUUCCCCAACCAAAAGCCCAACCCCAACCCAGCCAGCCCCUGCCACACCCUCAGCCCAAACAGCCUCAGGCUCCGCCUGCCCCUCAACAGACACCUUCCACUCAGGCCCAAGCUACACCUCAGCACCAGCAGCAGCUCUUCCUCAAGCAGCAGCAGCAGCAGCCACCACCACAGGCGCAACAGCAGCCACCACAGCAGCCAGCGGGCACAUUUUACCAGCAGCAGCAGCAACAGCAACAGCAGCAGGCCCAGGCCCAGCAGUUCCAGACAGUCCAUCCAACAACCCAGCAACCAGCCAUUGCUCAGUUCCCGGUGGUAUCCCAAGGAGGCUCCCAACAGCAGCUCAUACAGAAUUUCUACCAGCAGCAGCAACAGCAGCAGCAGCAACAGCAGCUGGCCACAGCCCUGCAUCAACAACAGCUGAUGACUCAGCAGGCUGCCUUGCAGCAAAAGGCUGCUGUGACCACAGUACAGCAGCCUCAGGCACAGCCAACUGUGGCCACACAACCAUCUCCUGCCCAAGAGCCAACGAUUCAAGCCCCUGUAAGACAACAACCAAAAGUUCAGACAACCCCACCUCCUGCUAUCCAAGGGCAGAAACUUGGAUCUCUCACUCCUCCAUCAUCCCCGAAAACCCAGCGUGCUGGGCACAGGCGGAUUCUCAGUGAUGUAACCCACAGUGCGGUCUUUGGGGUCCCAGCCAGCAAAUCAACCCAGCUGCUCCAAGCAGCUGCAGCUGAGGCCAGUCUCAAUAAGUCCAAGUCUGCAACUACCACUCCAUCUGGCUCUCCUCGGACCUCCCAGCAAAAUGUUUAUAAUCCUGCAGAAGGCUCUACCUGGAAUCCCUUUGAUGACGACAAUUUUUCUAAACUCACAGCUGAAGAACUGCUAAACAAGGACUUUGCUAAGCUAGGGGAAGGCAAGCAUCCCGAGAAGCUUGGCGGCUCAGCUGAGAGUUUGCUCCCAGGCUUUCAGUCUGCCCAAGGUGAUGCUUUUGCUGCUGCACCGUUUUCUGCUGGAACCGCUGAGAAAAGGAAGGGUGGGCAGACUGUGGAUUCUGGCCUCCCACUUCUCAGUGUUUCUGAUCCUUUCAUUCCUCUUCAAGUACCUGAUGCACCAGAAAAACUAAUUGAGGGACUCAAAUCACCUGACACUUCUCUUCUGCUCCCUGACCUCUUGCCUAUGACAGAUCCUUUUGGUAGCGCUGCCGAGGCUGUGAUUGAAAAAGCUGAUGUUGCUGUUGAGAGUCUCAUACCAGGACUGGAGCCCCCAGCUCCCCAGCGCCUCCCAUCUCAGACGGAAUCGGUGACUUCCAACCGCACAGAUUCUCUCACCGGGGAAGAUUCCCUGCUUGAUUGCUCUCUGCUUCCUAACCCUUCUACUGACCUUCUGGACGAGUUUGCCCCCAUAGCGAUCUCUGCUCCGGCCCAUAAAGCUGCAGAAGAUAGUAAUCUCAUCUCAGGUUUUGAUGUCCCUGAGGGCUCGGACAAAGUCGCUGAAGAUGAGUUUGACCCAAUUCCUGUAUUGAUAACCAAAAACCCACAAGGUGGGCACUCUAGAAACAGCAGUGGGAGCUCUGAGUCCAGUCUUCCCAACCUAGCCAGGUCUUUACUGCUGGUGGAUCAGCUGAUAGACCUGUAGCCGUGACCCAGUAGCAGAUGCAGUUCUGUAACCUUCAUGCCGUAAUACACAUUUUCAUUACGGAGUUAUGAGAAAAUGAUUUUUUUAAUCUGCGAAUAAGGGGCCCUCUAGCCCUUUUCUCCCACCCCUUGCCUUCUCCUAUAGAAAUGUUAAGGAAAGAAAAAUCACUUUGGCCCUCCAGAUAGUCCUUGGCCAGUUUCUCCCUGUUAGGUUGCCAUGUUUUCUCAUUACCCUUAUUCAAUAGCAUUAUCUUAAGUCAAGCACUAGGUGCCAUGAGCUUCACCUCUGCUGGAAUUGAUUCCACCAAAAGCUUAACAGUAACUGAAAUGAAUGAAUACGACAACUAGGUUUCGUACUUAAUAAGAAUGGCCUCCCACGUCAGUGUCUCAUUUGGCCAGAUGCUAAUGAAUGGGUUUUCCUGUUUUUGCUUUUUAUUCUUAUGCAUUCUCAUGAAGACAUGGCUUCAUCAGUUGGUCUUAUCUCUAGGCAGAAACCUGGAGAGAUGGGUGUGUGGUUUAAGAAAGGCUGAAACUAACUAGCCGAGCUGGUAGUAUAUGUUUAAGAAUAGGUAUGAGCCCAGCUCUAGCCAACCAAUUUUGAUCUUGUUUGGGCAUAGACUUAGCCAAGGGAUUUUGCACCCCACACAACCUGCCCAGCGUUUGUCCAGCUUUCUGGCUUGCACUGAACCAUGAUUUACCAGAUCUGGAGACAUGACUACAAGUACUGAAACCCCUGGAUAAAGUGUGUAUGUUCUGUAAAUCCCAAUUAUUGCCAUCCUUAUCGUGUUAACUGUCCCAAGCUGGGACCAAAAUGGUAGACCAAAACAAGACAAUGGUGAUAAUGUGAUAACUUUUAUUAGAGGACUUUUCACUGGGGGGCAGAAAAGGGGCGGGGAAGGAAUUGUAGCAGAAACAGAUGUAUUUUUCUUGUGAUUUUUAUUUUGAAUCAAAUAUUGUAAAUUGUGUAUAAAUGAACGCGCUGACUAGUUCUGUUUCCACUUGGCGUUUCAAGUUCAAUAACAGGUAUCUGUACAGGGUUAUGAUCUUUCCCUUGUUUAACUAAACAGCGAAACCACAGUGUAACAUAUGGAAUCAUUCUGAGUAGACUUGUGUGUUGCUAUAAGCUUCCAGCAGGUCCUCUGUCUCUGUAGAAUAAGCAUGUUAUUUCUUUUCCAAUAAUCAGAAAUAAGUGUGCCAACAAGCUAGGCACAAGUAGACUGUGGCUACUUACCUUUCUUUCUCUCUGCUGUUUAAAUUGAAGGCUGCAGCCAAUGGAAUCUGUUCAGUUGGUUUUCCCUUGGCUUUCUAGAUUUAAAUUUUAAACAAAGCAUAGUUCUUCACUAACCUUAGACUAUUGUUCAUAAAAAUCAAUAAAGGCCCCUGCACUGACAUAACAACAUGCCUCGUGGUCACCCUUUGUACAUGUACUGAUUCAUUAAAAUGUAUUUUUCUUCUUACAUGGAAAGCACUUUUAUAAAAUCACCCUUUUGAGAAGAGGUGGGCACAGAGAACCCUGGUUCCUCUUCCUUGAGUGCCGUGGUCUGUGAUGAAAAGGGAAACUCUUAGUCGAUCAGAGUUAUGCCAAUAAAGUCCAAGUCCAUUUGCCAUUCCCCUAUCUAAUAUUUUUGUUUCUUCUUCCCACAUUUGCACUUUAAUGGGGGGGGGGUAGUAAGUUUCUCAGCAACAACAGCUUGCAGAACUGCACUGUAUAGGGCAAGCUUUGACCCCAGCUAUGGAAUACAGCUUUGAAAGGCAUCUGAGAAGUCUGAACCCUUCAGUCUUCCUGCUGAUUUCAAAUACAUCCUAUGCUGCUCAACACUAGAUGAGCUUAAUACAGGCAUCUGUUAGGUAACAGAUCAUUUCCCAAAUUGAGAGCGGUACAAGCUGCCUGCUAGAGAUAAAAAAAAAAAAAAAAGGGAUAUCCAUGAAGAGCUUCCUGUGAGUGGGAAGCAGUGAAAAUAGGACUUGGCUUACCCCUUUAUGGUCAAGAAAAUUGCUAUAGGUCCAAUUCUUAUCCUCUUUCCUGGCCAUAAAAAGAAUGUACGAACUAAUAAAAAUGUUUAUUUUUACAAAAAGAUAUUUUAGUUUUAUGUUAUCAUAUUUGAUUUUUCUCAUAUAUAACAUCUUAGAAAUAUAAUGAAAUACUAAUUAUUCAAUUGAAACUGUGAAGAGAACUAUUCGAGGUUAGGUGUCUCUACACUGCUUCUUUCAUGCAUUACCCCUAAUUACAUUGAGAUAUAUUAUCUAGUCUUUUGCUCAGUAACGUUUAAUGGAGAUGGUUAAGAGAAAUGAACAGACUAGAAGCCAGAGAUAAUGAUGAGACCCCGAGGGAGAUGGCAGGAAACUCCAUUUAGCCUGUUCUUUAGAAGCAGGGCCUGAAAAGGGGAAAACCAUUUUCCUAGUAAACAAUAUGUGUGAGUGAUUUGGUAAGCGGGGUCUUCUGUAUCAGCCCUGAGCUGGAAGAGCUUCAUUUGAGAUGUGUAUCGCAUGCUAGUAAUUGGUAGACUCAUGGAACCAUAGACUUGAGCUACAAGAGAUACUGUAGAAACAUUCGUUAGUCCGUCCAUUUCAUUUCACAGAAUGAGGCAGAGUGUUAGGAGAAGAGAUCUGAGCAGGGCAGGCCAGCCACGAUCUCCUUCUCACUCUUGCCAGUCAUUGGCCAAGUCUCCAUCAGCAAAAGCUUCACCUGUCAGACCCACUGGUGUUUGCACAACAGUGAGUUUAGACUAGAUGGCCUCUAAGAUUAUAGCAAUAUAAGGCCGUGAGAAUAUGCUGUGAAGUUGAGAAGGACUAUGAGGGAUUUUCACAUAAUGCUGAUGUUAAAGUGUCUUCAGCACUGCUGCCAUUACUGUAGCAGUGCAUUUUAGAGAACUAGAUUGGACAUUUGCUCACCUGGCUUGCCCAAAUCAUCAGAACUUUAGAUAUAUGGCAUUAUAAGUGUGUGUUUUUCAUUUGCUUCUAUUCUAGCUGUGUGAGAGCAAAAACUGUAUCAGGAAAUGUCACAGAUUGUUUUUCCCCUUAUUUAAAUAACAAAAUCACCUAAUUCAAGUCCCAGUGUUAUUAAAAUAUAGGUCUCUGAGGAGACUAGAUUUAAAUGGACAAUUCUAAAUACAUAUGAUUAAUAAUUGAUUUAGCAUCAUGUAGGAAUUUUAACAUCCAGUUAAGUAUUGCUGUCUUCAAACAUGUCUGGUUGGGGACAUAGCACUUGUCCUAAUGAUGUUGUUAUUGAAAUUAAGUUGCACUAUCUAACUAGUUCACCUCCAGCAUAUUCUCUUUCUUGAUCUAAAUUUUCACAAGUCUUGGUUUUGCACACCAAAAUCACCUCCCCAAGACAGAGAGAGGUUACUGUUGAAAAUAAUGAAAAGAAUAAUUCACAGAAAAUAGUCUAAGACAAAGAAUAUGUUUUUCUUCAGAUGCAAGAUUUUUGUUUUGGUUUUAAUACUUCUUUCCUCCUCUUCUGGUAGCUAAUCAGUCAUUGUGACUUAAGCCAACAUAGCCUUAUGUAGGUCAGCAGUUCUGCCUUCAGCAGCGCUGUAAACGUGAGAGCCUCUUUGGGGCCCACAGCCUAGAAAGAUAGAGAGGAAGCUGCUUCCAGAUGCAUGCUGUGGGUACCUUGGACUGAAGUCAGCUGUCCCACAGAGAGGUUUCUCUGUAACCCAGAAGUGGUUCUUUUGCCUAUAACAACAGGACCUCAAAGCCACUAACUAAAAUUUUAGGAAAUAAAUAGCAGCAUUGCUCAGUGUACUGAAUUAAACAAAACACAGGCAACCGAGCAAAACAGAACUAUCACAUGAAUAUUUAGAAUGCAUUUCAGCAACACAGAGUUAAUCUUCUUCGUUUCCAAGCUAGUGAUGUUUCUGAGGUUGGAUAUGCCUGCACUUUUUGAACAGAGAUGAAUCGAAGAUGGCCUCCAUUUCCAGUCUUCUGAAACUAAGAUGGAUGAGGGAGGCUCCCUGGGUAAUGCCAACCUAUGCAAGCAAAGUAACCAGAUAGUGGUAGUUGCUAGAAUGGAAAACACUUUCUUAGUUCCCUUUUUGGUGUAGUGUCCUGAAUUUAUUCUUUCACUGUGAGCAUUCUUUUCUGCCCAUUGCACCCUUCUUGUGAAGUGAAUGUAUAUUUACCAUAGGUCUUCAACCUGUCCUCCCUCAAAAAGAAAAGGAAAGAGAUGUACAUGAAGCUAUCUUAUGCAGUAAAAAUGUGAAAUUUGAAUAUUGCUACACAAGUAUUGUACAAAAAAACAAGUCUGUAAACAAAGUUCUAAUGUAAGCAUACAGGGGAAUAAAGACUUUUAUCUGUUUAAAUGGGAGCAUGAUGUUUAGAAAUAUAAAUAACUUAAUAGCCAUUGUUUUUCUGAGUUGAAAAUUCAUUUACAGAAGAAUUUAAUCACAUUGACGGGUGGCAGUAACUACCAGUAUACAAGAAAAGGGUGGAUACAUGUGACAGAUAUGCUGAGGACAUUUUGUUGAGUCAAGGUCAUCCUGGAACACAAAUCCCCUAGGAUUUGAAGUACCUGUCUGUGAGCCUACAUUUCAUCUAAUCAGAUUCAGGGUUGUAAAAUGGAACACAGAGUUACAGCUGCAUGCCUCUCAUUUCAUCAUUAAUAUGCCAGACCAAUUUAAUUAAGCAUUUUAUGUGGGCAAGAACAAUUUUAUACCUGGUGAAAAAUUUUUCCUAUUUUAUUGCUUUGUUGGCCUGAGAGGCAGAGCAUCAUAAGCAGUGCUGCUUGCUCCAUGUCCCUAUUCUCCAGUGGACAGAUGGUCAAACCACAUGUAUCAGUUUAUCAUCUAAGCCUAAAGGUCAUGAAAAUUUUGAAUUCGCUAUACAUUGCUUGAUAACUUCACAAUACUUCCAAGUCCUCAUUUCCAGGAUUUUUAGCAAGAGGGAGGGAAGAAUUUUAUCUUUUAUCUUUGGUACUCCUUAUAACUCAUGGAAAAAACCAAAGUGCUGGUUGUACAUGGUGUAGUUACUGUAUUAAGGAUCCACCAGCUUGGUAUAGUAGUCUUCAGAUUUCUACUCUGCAGAGAGCCUCCUGAUGACCCUCACUGUGUCAGUCAAGUAAAGUAACCCAAGUAAAUCCAUUCCAAGUCACUCAACACUUUGGAUUGCUUUGGAAAUUGAUGGGAAACUAGUGAGGAUAGUUGUCACAUCAUCAGAUACUUUUUGGGCCACCUUUCCCACCCCGUAAGUCUGUAAGUUCUUACUCAAAUCCACAUGAUUUGGAGCUUCACAAUAAAUUAAUAGGGAGCUACUCCUUGAAGAAGUGCCUCAGGGUGCUUCACCUGGCCCUAGCCACUACUUCAAAACAAAGAAGAGAAGUGUUUUUUGACUUCUUAAAUUUGAUGUGCAAACCAAAAAAAAAAAAAAAAAAAAAAAAACAAUUUGAGGAAAUUAUAGCAAAGUGACUUACAUUAGAUCUUGAGAUAGGUCAGUGUUAUACAGACUCUGAGGCCAAGGCUCAAGCUUAAAUCUGCAAAGAACAUUAGUCCAGUUUUACUGAGCUCUGUAAUCACAGAGCAACUUCUCUGUGUGCCAUUGUUGCCAAAGGAGUGAACCAGACAGAGGCUAAAUGGAUGUCAGUCCCUCGUUGCUAAUGGACAGACUGCUUCAAACAUACUUGCCUGUCAGUCCAACAUUAUCUUCAUACACAGGGACUGUUCACCUGGCAUAUCUGUGUUUUCCUUGAGGAACACAUCCACUUAUUCCAGGAGAGACCUUUAAUGCCAGCAAGAAUCAAUGUCUACCUUCUGCAGAGUUAUUUGGGCUCUUCUUCUCUUAACUACCUUGUUCCUUGUGCUACCACUUUCAGAAUUCCUUAAGGCAAUGUGGAUGCCUUGGGAGCCCUCAUAUUCCUCUGCUGUUGCUUUGACCUUCAUCAUUGCAGGCCCGCUGUAAAAGGUGGUUACUUCCUGCUUCAAUCCCACUGCCCCUUUAGAAAGAAUGGAAAGGUUGGGAAAGACGACCUUCUCA